This is a messenger RNA of Metarhizium acridum CQMa 102, 492 nucleotides long. The record is from RefSeq and is a predicted model, not a curated record. Lineage: Eukaryota; Fungi; Ascomycota; Sordariomycetes; Hypocreales; Clavicipitaceae.
AUGCUCCUCGGGAACUUGCUUAUUCUUGCAUCCGCCGCUUUAGGCGCCGUCGUUCAAUACGACGACACUCAAUAUGACGCUGCUGAGUACGAUGAAGGCAUUCAAUACGACGCCGCCGAGUACGACAGCAUUCAGUACGACGACACGCAAUCCAUCGCACGACCAGCAGGAGAGAUCUAUCACGCCGAGCGGUGUAAUAAUCCAGCUGUAUUUAUCUCUUACUGGUGUCGCCCGCUUGAUAGAUCGUUCAAGUCAAUCAAGGUGAAUCAAGGUUAUCGUUGCGUCCUUUAUUGGCGGUGCAAUAUCCGCAAGGCCCAGAGUACCUAUAGCCCGUGUGUUGAUAUCGCUAGAUUGGGGUUCUUUCGGGCAAAUUACAGAGCCAAGAAGUUCGACGGAAUCCCGUUUCGGAAUGAGCCGAGCCUGACAGGGCGGACAGGGAUACAGCUGCUGGAGAUAGGUAAUGGAGAGACAGCAACUCGAACUACAGAAUGA